Molecule: messenger RNA, 925 nt
Organism: Suillus subalutaceus
Lineage: Eukaryota; Fungi; Basidiomycota; Agaricomycetes; Boletales; Suillaceae
Exons: 1
Coding region: 134-802 (222 amino acids)
Molecular function (GO): nucleic acid binding
Source: RefSeq, a predicted model, not a curated record
UUUUCGGAGGUCCUGCUUGCGGCUGACUGUAGUGAUUAUAAUAUUCCAAACAACGUGUUUCUUGCAUGUUAUCUGCGUUUUGUGCUCGCCGUUGAGCUUGUGCCUCCCUCAGUAGCGGACUUUAAACGAACCCAUGAGAUCGACUCUCAGAACGUUUCUUAGUUCGAUACAUCUUGGUUCCCGACCACCAAACAGUUCAUCUACCUUUCAGGCCACUGACCGUACCAUGGUCACUCAAGGUGUCGGUUCUAUCAGUUCUCCCAUCGUCAUCUCAGACGAUGAGGACGAAGCUAUGAUAGACCUCCAGCUGCGAGUUGAUUCGGAUUCUGUGGACAGUGACCAGAAUGAUCGACCGCGUACUCCACCAGAUGGUAAUUCAGAGGAGCUUUCCACGGCGAGCAAGGGCUACGCUAUGGCCCUGAAUAUGGGCUAUCGCCCAGGCCGCGGUCUAGGACGCGGCCUCGACGGUGAGUGCCGUUGUAGCGUGCGUCCUUCACUCACCCAGAUAGUCUUCGCUCUAGGUCGAGUGGAACCUGUGUGUCUUGAGGUUGGUCAGAAACGCAAACGGGUGGACAGUGGUAUUGGAUUUCAGCGAUCCCAGCAUUACGCGACUGGCUGGCCACCGAGCAAAGGUGAUAGUAAGCUAAACAAGAAAUGGAGAAAAGAACAGCAUACGUUUGGAGCUCCUCAGCGAGGUUUCAGGUCCCAGCAGCAUUGUGCGUUGCAACCCAAAUCGCUCGUCACCCCCGACCGGCCCUGCGAAUAUCAGCCAAGGGCCUUGGGCAGCGCUCGCUUCAAGUAGGAAAGGCAAAGAACGGGAACGCCUUACCGCCCCGUUGCCUCCGAAGCCAUCACAAAGCCCGGUGCGGCUGCCUGCACUUCCUCAAGGUCCUAGGUCGAACCUUCCGUACAGUCCUCCAUUGCC